CCACAAGUGAGGAAGAGGCACGCAAGCAAGCAAGCUGCUUCGUGCCCUGUAGUCGAAAAAGAGUGGACAUCCCAGCCUGAGGCCUGUCCAACACAUUUGUCUUCAGCAGCACUGUCACUCCCUUAGUCGCCACCGGAGCCAACCUUGUUAGAUGCUGGGGAACGUGAAGACUUUCUUAUGGCGCACGCUCUACCUGCAAGCGAUACGUCGCCACUACAUUUCCACGGCACUCGAGCUUUUAUUUGUGAGCAGCUUAGUUUUCAACCCUAUCUUUACACGUCGGGCUAAGCUGCUUAGCAAGGAUUCCGGGGAGAAGGACGCCAGUGCUGUUUUCGGGAAGCUUGAACUGACGGACAUUGUGUACGCACCGAAGAGUGACUACAACGAUGAGCUGAUGCGUGCCGUGGGCGACGAGCUAUCCAGUCGUCAUACGCAGGGUGUCCUUAGCGGCAAGCGUCGGGAGCCCUCGCCUGACAUCGUGGAACGAGGCGCCCGCGCUGUCGGCUCUCCGAUCGGCGCCGGUGCCAGCGAUGACACUAGCCAAGGAUUUGGCUCCGUGGAGCUGCACCCUGAGGCCAAUGCAGACGCCGUGAUUGAAAAAUGCAAGAAGCUGACGGACAUCUCCUCCAAGGCCGCUUUGUGCGUGAAUCUGUCUGGCUCGGAAGGAGAGUCGGCUAGCCUCGCGACGACGCUCUACGUUCCCUCAACAUCCAUCCCACCAAACAGGGUGAACCUCUUUCCCCUCGGCUCCUUCUCCCCGGCCGAAUCGUCCUUCGGUGAGUCGGUGGCUGCGGUCGCAAGCGGCCUCCUUCGCGCUGUUGCGUGGGUUGUCACACCGCUGUGAAAACCAAAGGCCUUAGUCACACUUUUGUGCGUAGGGGAUUUUUUUUUUGUGACCGCUGGUCGUUCGCCUUCCC
Dermacentor albipictus is the source of this 917-nucleotide messenger RNA. Lineage: Eukaryota; Metazoa; Arthropoda; Arachnida; Ixodida; Ixodidae. The record is from RefSeq and is a predicted model, not a curated record.